Molecule: messenger RNA, 2307 nt
Organism: Telopea speciosissima
Lineage: Eukaryota; Viridiplantae; Streptophyta; Magnoliopsida; Proteales; Proteaceae
Product: subtilisin-like protease SBT5.3
Exons: 11
Coding region: 1-2307 (768 amino acids)
Biological process (GO): proteolysis
Molecular function (GO): serine-type endopeptidase activity
Source: RefSeq, a predicted model, not a curated record
AUGGUGAUUUUGAAGCUUACCUUUCUCCUUUUCAUAAUUCUAUGCCUCUCUAUGAUGCAAAGAACCAGUUUUGCCUCUAAAAAGUCUUUUGUUGUAUACCUUGGUGGGCAUUCACAUGGUAAACAACCAUCUUCAGUUGAUCUCCAUGGAGUAAUAGACUCUCAUUAUGACUUUCUAGGCUCUUUCUUGGGAAGUAAAGAAAAGGCGAUAGAUUCAAUAUUUUACUCGUAUAAUUGGGAUAUCAAUGGCUUUGCUGCACACCUUGAAAAUGAAGAAGCAAUGAAGAUCUCAAAACAUCCAGAUGUCAUAUCUGUUUUCCUGGACAAGGGAAAGAAAUUGCACACUACUCGUUCAUGGGGUUUUCUAGGAUUGGAGAGGAAUGACAGAAUUCCUUCAAAAUCCAUAUGGCGAAAGGCGGAAUUCGGUGAAGAUAUAAUCAUUGGAAACAUCGACACUGGUGUUUGGCCUGAAUCAGAGAGCUUUAAUGAUGAAGGAAUGGGACUUGUUCCAUCAAGAUGGAAAGGAUUUUGUCAAAACAACACCAAAGUUGGAGUUAGAUGUAACAGGAAGUUGAUUGGAGCAAAGUACUUCAACAAAGGCUACAAGGGUCCAUUAAAUGAGUCAUUUUUAACUGCGCGAGAUUACAUUGGCCAUGGGACACAUACCUUAUCAACAGCUGGGGGUCGCUUUGUUGCCGGAGCAAAUAUCCUGGGAUUUGGCAAUGGAACAGCAAAAGGAGGGUCACCGAAUGCUCGGGUUGCAGCUUACAAAGUCUGCUGGCCACAGAUGAACAGUAGAAGCUUGGAGUGUCCUGAUGCUAAUAUAAUAUCUGCCUUUGAUGCUGCAAUACAUGACGGUGUCGAUGUACUAUCUGUUUCUAUGGGUGAUGAUCCGAAUGAUUAUUUAUCAGAUAGUGUAGCAAUCGGUUCAUUUCAUGCUGUUAAAAAUGGGAUUGUAGUUGUUUGCUCCGCGGGCAAUAAAGGGCCUAUGGUAGGUUCUGUUAACAAUGUGGCACCAUGGAUCUUUACUGUUGGGGCGAGCACCAUUGAUCGUGAGUUCUUGACAUAUGUUCAACUUGGCAAUAAGAUGCACCUCAAGGGGCAGAGCCUCUCACCUGAAACCUUGCCAGUGAAGAAGUUAUAUCCACUAGUUCUCUCAGUAGAUGCUAGAGCGAGAGAUGCAACAAAACAUGCUGCGCGGCUCUGCCACAUUGGGUCCUUAGAUCCUAAGAAGGUGAAAGGAAAGAUUGUAGUGUGCCUAUGGAGCCCCAAUCAAAUAACUGAGAAGGGAAAGGUAGUGGGAGAUGCUGGGGGAGUUGGGAUGAUCCUUGUCAAUGACAUUUCUGCUGGUUAUGAGAUUAUUCCUGAUUUACAUGUUCUCCCUACAUCUCAUAUCUCUGAAGCUGAUGGCCUCAUUCUUUCAUCCUACAUCAAUUCUACUAAGAACCCUAUGGCUUACAUCUCGCCGGCAAUAACAAAGCUCGAUGCAAAACCAGCACCAUCAAUCGCCUCUUUCUCAUCUAGAGGUCCCAACAGCAUUACACCUGAGAUUCUAAAGCCUGAUAUUGUUGCACCAGGUGUAAGUAUUAUAGCUGCUUUUCCACCGGCAUCCAGGCCUUCGAGUCUUGCUUUUACUUCACGUCGAGUUCUGUUCAACUCUUUGUCUGGCACAUCUCAAUCAUGCCCAAUUAUUUCCGGCAUUGUUGGCCUUCUCAAGGCACUCCAUCCUGACUGGAGCCCAGCUGCAAUUAAAUCAGCACUAAUGACUACUGCUAGAACUCAAAACAAUAUGAAAGAGCCUCUACUAGACUCCUCACACAUCAAAGCAAACCCAUUCGGUUAUGGUGCAGGACAUGUGAGACCAAACAGAGCAAUGGACCCUGGCUUGGUCUAUGACUUGUCCAUCCAAGAUUACUUGAACUUCCUAUGCGCCGUCGGCUACAAGGAUAAUCAGAUUGCCAAAUUUGCCAAAGAAUCAUACAGAUGUCAUGUGUAUCAUCGACUAAUAGACUUUAAUUACCCUUCAAUCACAGUUCCUAGUCUGUAUGAAUCAGUCACCGUGAUCCGAACUGUUAAGAAUGUUGGGUCUCCGAGCACUUACAAUGUUCGCAUCAAGGAGCCUGUUGGAAUUUCAGUACUAGUGGAACCAAGAAGCUUGCAAUUCAAUAGGUAUGGUGAAGAAAGGACAUUCAAUGUGACUUUGAAGUUGAAGGAAGGGAACUCUAUUGAUGAUUACGUUUUUGGAGGACUUGUAUGGUAUGAUGGGGUGCACAAAGUGAGGAGCUCUAUAGUAGUCAGACUGGAUUAG